AUGUCAGCAGUAAGAACCCGAACACGAACCCAACACGAUGGCGACAAAACAUCGUCAGCCUCAGAAUCCACCCCCUUUCAUAUACACCACCCUACAAGUGGUUGGUCUCUGACAUGGCGAGGUACCAGAUCACCUACUAAUCCACCCUCACGUCCACCAUCCAGGUUUAAUACUCCUGGAAGGAGAUUAGUGGAGGAUUCUGACCCCGAAGAACCAUCAGCUUACCCUCAGAAUCCACUCGCUGUACCAGCAAACUUCAACCAGAGGUCCACCCGUUCGCCAACACCACAACUACCAACUAUGCCUAAUACCCCAAGCCCUCCCCCUAGGUCACCACCUGGCGAAACCAUACCAGACACUCCGACACCUCCACCAUCCCCUCCCUUCCGGAAUAUCACCAACAUGGAACGAUACUCUUCUGAGUUUGUAUGGCGGAUGAAUUGGCCGCAGAUCCUACUGAGUGACAAUCCCGACGCUCCUUGCAGGAACAUAUGGCGAAUGAUAAGGAAUCGAUACGCCUCUAUUGCUGCCCAGCCAUACCCCACCCCUGCUACUAAUCCACAGACACAACCACCAACCCAAAGAUCCUCUCCUGAGUCUUCGUUAAGAAGAACCCAGAGAUACGAAGAUCUGAGCCAGUUUUUUCAGACCAAACCUACAGGAGCAUCUCAGGGCGACAGUAACAAGGAACAACCAUCAAGCUUACCCAUGGAGACCUUGAUAAUCCCACCUAGGUCUUCUCCCAGCGACGAAGUCGUGUUCAAUACCAACGAUAGGCGAUCUGGGGACAUAGGAAACGAUCGGAGCUUCUGA
Messenger RNA from Marasmius oreades (fairy-ring Marasmius), 813 nucleotides. RefSeq lists its product as uncharacterized. The record is from RefSeq and is a predicted model, not a curated record. NCBI's taxonomy places the organism in Eukaryota, Fungi, Basidiomycota, Agaricomycetes, Agaricales, Marasmiaceae. The transcript has a single exon. The coding region runs from base 1 to 813 and encodes 270 amino acids.